Molecule: messenger RNA, 1197 nt
Organism: Spea bombifrons (plains spadefoot toad)
Lineage: Eukaryota; Metazoa; Chordata; Amphibia; Anura; Pelobatidae
Product: glycogen phosphorylase, brain form-like
Exons: 6
Coding region: 201-920 (239 amino acids)
Biological process (GO): glycogen catabolic process
Cellular component (GO): cytoplasm
Molecular function (GO): glycogen phosphorylase activity; pyridoxal phosphate binding
Source: RefSeq, a predicted model, not a curated record
UUCAGAAUAGGGUUCAUGGGAAAGAAUAAGGAGUUUAGACCUAGACUUGGACUAGAAGUAAGUACUUGGUUAACACCAAGACACAAAAUCUUAAAGAUAAAGCAAAAUAAUUGUAAAAUAUCUUGUAUGUGUCUUAACUACAUAUUCACCUUGCAGGAAUCAAGAAGGACCCAUCCAAACUCUUUGUGCCAAGAACGGUUAUGAUUGGAGGAAAGGCAGCCCCUGGUUACCACAUGGCUAAAAUGAUAAUCAAGCUGAUCACCUCUGUUGGAAACAUCAUAAACAAUGAUCCUGUUGUUGGUGACCGAUUGAAAGUCAUCUACUUGGAGAAUUACCGGGUAUCACUAGCUGAAAAAGUUAUUCCAGCAGCUGAUUUGUCUCAGCAAAUAUCCACCGCGGGCACAGAGGCUUCUGGCACUGGCAACAUGAAGUUUAUGCUGAAUGGAGCACUCACCAUAGGGACCAUGGAUGGGGCUAAUGUGGAAAUGGCUGAGGAAGCCGGAGAGGAAAACCUGUUCAUAUUUGGCAUGAGAGUUGAAGACGUCGAAGCACUGGACAAGAAAGGGUACAAUGCGAAGGAGUACUACGAUCGAAUCCCUGAGCUACGGCAGGCGAUGGAUCAGAUAAGGGAUGGCCGAUUCUCUCCAAGGGAACCUGAUCUUUUCAAAGAUGUUGUCAAUAUGCUGAUGAACCAUGACAGGUUUAAAGUAUUUGCUGAUUUUGAGGCUUAUAUAAAAUGUCAGGAGAAAGUGGAUCAGUUGUACAUGAACCCCAGGGAAUGGACAAAGAAAGUCAUCAAGAACAUUGCGUGCUCGGGAAAGUUCUCUAGCGACAGGACAAUUAGCGAAUAUGCAACUGAGAUCUGGGGGGUCGAGCCAUCAGCGGUGAACAUUCCCCCUCCCAACAUUCCCAGGGAAUAAAGCUGAAAUGAGUGCAUGUGCUCUGCGUUCUCCACCACUAGUUUGAUUGGUUCAGAAUUAGUUUCUGUUCACGAGUUGUUACUUAGAACCACUUUCCACUUUACUUAAGUUGUAUUCUUGUCUCUGGUUAAAAAAAAUGCUUUCAUUGUGUUGUCCUACGCCAGCUGCCCUAAGCCUGCAGUCGCAAAUGAAAUAGAACACUUUAAUAGUUAAAAUAUCCUAAUUGACCCGAGAGGUUCCAAUAGUAAUGAAAACAUACUGGUAAGCCACAUGUGAA